Molecule: messenger RNA, 1799 nt
Organism: Sesamum indicum (sesame)
Lineage: Eukaryota; Viridiplantae; Streptophyta; Magnoliopsida; Lamiales; Pedaliaceae
Product: protein RICE SALT SENSITIVE 3
Source: RefSeq, a predicted model, not a curated record
AAAGAACUGCCCCCACCCCCCACACUUUGCAAUUUUUCACGUUUAUAAAAUUCGGGCUGCAGUAGUUGGAGAACAGAACAAAACAUAAAUCUCUCAAUUUCCUAGUCCAUCCCAGUUGAUACGCGCACACUUUGACUCCUCCUGCGUGUCUGUGGCCACCGCACUGCCAGUCUCCUUCCUACUGUUAGGUAAUAAAUCCGUUAGCUAAGCAGGUGGUAACAAGGUAAAGAUUAAAGCAAAGCUGCUCAGUAGCAAGAAACAAAGAGACAGGUGAAGCGAUUUGUGCGCAAAGGAGAACACAUUUUGAUUCCUAUAUAUAUAUAUUUAGAGAGAGAGAGAGCGGGGAGAGAAAUGGUGGGGUCAGGAGCAGCAGAAAGGAGCAAAGAAGCAGUUGGGAUGAUCGCUCUUCACGUAGCACUUAGAAGCGUCUGUCUUAACUCAGACUGGAACUACGCCGUCUUCUGGACCAUUCGCCCGCGCCCGAGAACCAGAGGUGUCAAUGGCUGCAAAUUCGCAGAUGACAAUGCUAGCCUAAUGUUAAUGUGGGAAGAUGGGUUCUGCAAAGGCAGAGUUGGGGAGUGUUGGGAGAUGAUGGAUCCUGUCAGGAAAGCCUUCAGCAAAAUGUCCAUUCAGUUGUAUAAUUAUGGAGAAGGAAAUGUUUGCAGGUUGAUUGGGAAAGUUGCUUCGGAUAAGUGUCAUAAAUGGGUUUUCAAGGAACCAAAGGAUUGUGAUCAAAAUACUUCCAAUUACUGGCAGAGUUCAGUAGAUGCGCUACCUCCUGAGUGGACUUAUCAGUUUGAGUCGGGCAUUCAGACUAUAGCUGUGAUUCAAGCUGGGCAUGGGCUGGUGCAGCUUGGUUCCUGCAAGAUGAUACCAGAAGACCUUCACUUUGUGCUGCGUAUGAGACACAUAUUUGAAUCUUUAUGCUACCAAUCUGGAUUUCAUCUAUCCCAGUUAUUUUCUUCCAUGCGGGACGUCUCACCUUCGUCGGCGCUUCCUGAAAAUAGACCGCUUCGCCCUCUUCCACCCCAGUUCAACUGGGGACCUACGCCAAUCUGUUCUGUGCCAACAAUGCCUAAUGUUCACACGCCGGCUUUCGUACUCCCACCAUCCAAAGACAAAGCCCGCAUGUUCUUGCUUCCUCAUGCAUCCCAAUCCUGGACGGAAGGUGCGGGUAGAGAUGACGAAAACGACAUCAAAUGGCCGAAUGGACUAACUUUCGUCAACGCUCUUACUAGACGAAGCAACGAAGCCAAACUCUUGUUCCAGCCCAAUUCGGACCAUUCGAGCUUGCAUGACAAUGAUGGGGGAAAUGCUAGUAAUGGAUUCUUGAGUGUAGAUUGCAAUGCAAAGAUGGAGGAGAAGUUCUUGAGUAGCUUUACUUUGCCGGCGAGAAUGCCUACUUCGUCUUCUUUAACUUGUCUGGAUCACGUCGCAGAUCAGGAUCCCGUGGAGCAUGGGAUUGGAGCGGGAAUGUUCUCUGAUAAUAUGACAAGUUUCUUGGGUUGAUUAAUGGAAGAAUGAAGGCGGAGAAGUUGUGCUGAUAAUAGCAUCGUUUCCACAAAUAGAACAAAACUUUCGCAGUUUCCUGCUUUAGCUAUCAACCAACGAGCAUGAAUGUACUUGUCAUAUGAUCUAUCAAGGGGGUUAAAAAAUAAGUCAAACCACUCAAUACUCGACUAAAAUUUUUCGUUUAAAUUAGGUUUGUUGAACUUAGCAAAUCAAAUUUGAACAGUGUUGUUUUUCGACAAAUUUUGGAGUUCGGCUCGAAUUCGGUUCGAUUAGUCCAAAAAUAAUAA